AGUUUUUCUUGACGAAAUUGGAAUAUGAUCACGGGGUCCUUAUAGCCAGACCCUAAAACAGGAGGAUAAAAGCUGUGAGCAGAGGCAGACGAGGAGGACCACAAGCUGAAGAUCGAGGUGCGCAGGACCUACUGGAGAUGCCCGCAAAACUCAUGUUCCCCAUCGUGGUGAUCUCCGCACUAGUGGCUUGCAGUCCGACGAAGGCAUGGUACAAGCAGGUGGACGGCCCAAGCUACUACUCGGUGGGCAGAGCGUCCGGCUUGUUGUCCGGUAUCCGGAGGUCACCGUACGUCAGGAGAUCCGGGCUGGACCCGCCAGAGAGCGGAGAGUCGGCGGCCAACGACGUGGUGUCUGACUUAAGACCGCACACUGUCGUCGUGAAGACGAUGCCUGUUUGUAUCAAAGACAUUACACCAAACCUGAGGAGCUGUGAACUCUUCCAGGAAAUCAAGGGCUCUUUUAAGUGCCAAGCGGACGUCUUCCUGUCUCUGGACUCCACAGACUGUGAGGGAGACUGAGCGGUGAAGCCAACACCUGGCCUGGAUGGUGGAGUCCUCUUCUCAACGGCUUGAUAUUUAAAAAACUGUAAAUAAGUCCAACUCCAAGUUGUUGCACUAGAUGGAAGACCGUUACUAUUUCACCAAAUGAUUACAUUUAUGAAAUCCUGUAACUUUAUUCUGUACAAGUAAUGAAUUACGUACAUAUUUGUUUUCAUUAAUAAAAUGAAUCAUAUUGCA
This is a messenger RNA of Monopterus albus (swamp eel), 737 nucleotides long. RefSeq names its product neuropeptide B-like. Gene Ontology annotation, molecular function: G protein-coupled receptor binding. Lineage: Eukaryota; Metazoa; Chordata; Actinopteri; Synbranchiformes; Synbranchidae. The record is from RefSeq and is a predicted model, not a curated record. Bases 138 to 518 code for a protein of 126 amino acids. Gene Ontology annotation, biological process: feeding behavior; G protein-coupled receptor signaling pathway. The transcript is spliced from 2 exons.